AGGAGAAUGUCUGCAUCUUGUCUGAUCAAUAGUCCCAAUGGGUACAUGCCCGCUUCAGAAAGGAUUCCAGCUAUUGCUAGACCCUUUAUUAGCGACGGGGCAAAGCGUACUCUGGAUGUCGUGGAGGAAUUUGUGGAAGAAGAAUGCAUCCCAGCAGAUCCCAUAUUUGAGCAACAACUCGGUGAAGGUGCGCGAAAGCGCUUCUCGGCUGAUCCUCCUGUGAUGGAAGAUUUGAAGGCUAAAGCAAAGCAACUUGGACUCUGGAAUUUGUUUCUCCCGAAGAGUCAUGCCGAGGGGCCUGGAUUCAGUAAUCUAGAAUAUGGUCUCAUGGCAGAGUACCUGGGAAGAGCCGCACUGCAAGCGAGGCAACCAACUGUUCCGCCCCUGACACUGAAGAGUCGGUGGCUCACCCCGCUACUUAAUGGAGAAAUUCGCUCGGCCUUCCUCAUGACAGAGCCGGACGUCGCCUCGAGUGACGCCACAAAUAUAGGCCUGCAGAUGCACAAAGACGGCAAUGACUGGGUACUAAAUGGACAGAAAUGGUGGAGUAGCGGAACUGGGAAUAUCCGCUGCAAGAUCUACCUUGUUAUGGGCAAGUCGGAUCCUCUUAAUUCAAAUAAAUACAAGCAGCAUUCUGUCAUACUCGUGCCGGCCAACACGCCUGGGCUGACAGUAACCCGCGUGCUCUCGGUUAUUGGGUUUGAUCACGCCCCUGAAGGCCAUGGGCAAGUCACGUUUGACAAUGUACGAGUCCCAGCACAGAAUAUGAUCCUCGGGGAAGGACGAGGAUUUGAAGUCGUUCAAGGUAGACUUGGCCCGGGACGCAUCCAUCACGCUAUGCGGUCAAUUGGCGGAGCCGAAAGAGCUCUCGAGUGGUUUCUCUCCCGUAUCAAUGAUCCUGCAAAGAAAUCGUUCGGCCGACAGCUUGCAGAGCACGGGAUAAUGCUUGAGCGAGUAGCACAAAGUCGCAUGGAGAUUGAUUCUCCGCGCUUGGUCGUUCUCAACGCGGCGGUCAUGAUCGAUGAGUUGGGCGGCAAACGUGCACUCAAAGAAAUUGCUGAAGCGAAGGUCCAAACCGCCUCGGCGCUAUUAAAUGUUGUUGACCGCGCUAUCCAGGCAUAUGGCGCCGCAGGCGUGAGUCAGGACACACCUCUGGCGAGUUUGUGGGCACAUGCGCGAACAAUGCGCAUUGUUGAUGGCCCAGAUGAAGUGCAUAUACUGCAACUGGGCAGGAAUGAAAGCAAAAGAGGAGAUACACUCCAAACAAGAAUCGAGGCACAGAAGGCAAAAGCAGCGCAAGUGUUUAGGGGGUACAACCUUAAACAAUCAGAUAACCUAGAGCUCAACAGAACUACGGCAAAGGCUAACUUGUAAGGCAUGGGCGAGAGAUUAACUUAGGUUGGUUAGUUACGGGUCAGAUUGCCCAGUUCUGGGCCGAAUCACCC
Molecule: messenger RNA, 1445 nt
Organism: Aspergillus novofumigatus IBT 16806
Lineage: Eukaryota; Fungi; Ascomycota; Eurotiomycetes; Eurotiales; Aspergillaceae
Product: acyl-CoA dehydrogenase
Exons: 5
Coding region: 7-1374 (455 amino acids)
Molecular function (GO): flavin adenine dinucleotide binding; oxidoreductase activity, acting on the CH-CH group of donors
Source: RefSeq, a predicted model, not a curated record